CCUACCACCAUUGAAUUACGAUUUACAUUUCUGAGCCGGUCAGUCUCUUCAGCUUCAGCAAAACCCUCCGACUGAAAAUGGCUGCAACCUUUGCCACCGCAUCAACCGUCGUAGGCCUGGGCAGCUCCUCCUUGUCAUCACCUUCCCGGGUCUCCGCCGCCGCUAAGAGAACAUGCCUCACUUCAGGUUUUGUGAGGUCCUCUGUGGGUGUUAGGAAUCCUCUGAGGCAGGCUCGUGCUUCGGGAGGAAAGUUUACGUGUUUUGAAAGAGAUUGGCUGCGCAAGGAUCUGAAUGUUAUAGGAUUUGGGUUAAUCGGAUGGUUGGCGCCUUCCAGCGUACCUGCAAUCGACGGCAAGAGUUUGACGGGUCUCUUCUUUGAAAGCAUUGGAACCGAGCUCGCUCACUUCCCCACCCCUCCUGCUCUCACUUCUCAGUUCUGGUUGUGGUUGAUUACGUGGCACCUCGGACUGUUCGUCGUGCUUACUUUUGGGCAAAUUGGGUUCAAGGGAAGGACAGACAAAUACUUUUGAAGCAACUUCUGUCUUUUGAUGUACCCAAUCCUGUCUAAAAUCUAUUAUGACUUCAACUCCCUUUACCCUUUCUUCCCUCUGUUCAUAAGAAAAACUGUCUAUUGUUUCCAGGCUUCUAGCAUAUAUGCAUGCCUAUUUGUACCUCUA
This is a messenger RNA of Alnus glutinosa, 677 nucleotides long. Its product is annotated as photosystem I subunit O. Lineage: Eukaryota; Viridiplantae; Streptophyta; Magnoliopsida; Fagales; Betulaceae. The transcript has 4 exons. The coding region runs from base 78 to 530 and encodes 150 amino acids. The record is from RefSeq and is a predicted model, not a curated record.